AGGAGUUUACUUCCACUUGGUUGCAAGGAGAAAGAUGGAGAAAGCGAGAGACGAUUGCAAAAAGAAAUAACUUAGUCCAUUUUCUCAGUGCUGUUUGGGGGCUUUGUGCUAAUACUUACAUUGCAGAGGAGGGAGGAGACGGGACUGAGGAUGGAGGGGAGCAGAGGAGGCAGGGGCGGAGCCUCGGCGGGCGAAUAAAACCCCUCGCUAAAGAGAAGCACGUUAGUGUGUGGAGAAGCCACUCUCCCGAAACCAGAGGGAUGGGGCAGGCUGUGCAGUAGAACGGCGAUCGAAAAGAGGAAAACAAGGGCACGAAGACCAGCGAGAAAGAAGAGGACACCUGGGAAAGGCGGAAGCAGAAGACGGGGAAGGGAAAAGAAACCCAUAGCAGGUGGAAACCAGAUCUAGAGCAGCACGGUCAGGUUCACAGUUUGUUUUUCUAGAAGAGAAGAAAGUACCUGAGGAUUGCUCUUUUUUCCUACCGUUAAUGAAAACUACUUUUGUCUUCAUCAUAAAAGAAAAAACUAAGGGGAGGUAAAGUCAGUCUCCUGUUUUAUUAGGGGGAGAGGUGAAGGGAAAUCCAGGCUCACUUUCUGAAUAAGCCACUGCCUGGUGCACAGAGCAGAACCAUCCUGGUUUCUGAAGACACAUCCCUUUCAGCAGAAUUCCAGCCGGAGUCGCUGGCACAGUUCUAUUUUUAUAUUUAAAUGUAUGUCUCCCCUGGCCUUUUUUUUUUUUUAGCAACACUUUUCUUGUUUGUAAACACGAGUGACCAGAAAGUGUGAAUGCGGAGUAGGAAUAUUUUUCGUGUUCUCCUUUAUCUGCUUGCCUUUUUUAGAGAGUAGGAGUGGUUCCUAUUUCGGAAAAGGACGUUCUAAUUCAAAGCUCUCUCCCAAUAUAUUUACACGAAUACGCAUUUAGAAAGGGAGGCAGCUUUUGAGGUUGCAAUCCUACUGAGAAGGAUGGAAGAAGGAGCCAGGCACCGAAACAACACCGAAAAGAAACACCCAGGUGGGGGCGAGUCGGACGCCAGCCCCGAGGCUGGUUCCGGAGGGGGCGGAGUAGCCCUGAAGAAAGAGAUCGGAUUGGUCAGUGCCUGUGGUAUCAUCGUAGGGAACAUCAUCGGCUCUGGAAUCUUUGUCUCGCCAAAGGGAGUGCUGGAGAAUGCCGGUUCUGUGGGCCUUGCUCUCAUCGUCUGGAUUGUGACGGGCUUCAUCACAGUUGUGGGAGCCCUCUGCUAUGCUGAACUCGGGGUCACCAUCCCCAAAUCUGGAGGUGACUACUCCUAUGUCAAGGACAUCUUCGGAGGACUGGCUGGGUUCCUGAGGCUGUGGAUUGCUGUGCUGGUGAUCUAUCCCACCAACCAGGCUGUCAUCGCCCUCACCUUCUCCAACUACGUGCUGCAGCCGCUCUUCCCCACCUGCUUCCCCCCAGAGUCUGGCCUUCGGCUCCUGGCUGCCAUCUGCUUAUUGCUCCUCACAUGGGUCAACUGUUCCAGUGUGCGGUGGGCCACCCGGGUUCAAGACAUCUUCACAGCUGGGAAGCUCUUGGCCUUGGCCCUGAUUAUCAUCAUGGGGAUUGUACAGAUAUGCAAAGGAGAAUACUUCUGGCUGGAGCCAAAGAAUGCAUUUGAGAAUUUCCAGGAACCUGACAUCGGCCUCGUCGCACUGGCUUUCCUUCAGGGCUCCUUUGCCUAUGGAGGCUGGAACUUUCUGAAUUACGUGACUGAGGAACUUGUUGAUCCCUACAAGAACCUUCCCAGAGCCAUCUUCAUCUCCAUCCCACUGGUCACAUUUGUGUAUGUCUUUGCCAAUGUCGCUUAUGUCACUGCAAUGUCCCCCCAGGAGCUGCUGGCAUCCAACGCCGUCGCUGUGACUUUUGGAGAGAAGCUCCUAGGAGUCAUGGCCUGGAUCAUGCCCAUUUCUGUUGCCCUGUCCACAUUUGGAGGAGUUAAUGGGUCUCUCUUCACCUCCUCUCGGCUGUUCUUCGCUGGAGCCCGAGAGGGCCACCUUCCCAGUGUGUUGGCCAUGAUCCACGUGAAGCGCUGCACCCCAAUCCCAGCCCUGCUCUUCACAUGCAUCUCCACCCUGCUGAUGCUGGUCACCAGCGACAUGUACACACUCAUCAACUACGUGGGCUUCAUCAACUACCUCUUCUAUGGGGUCACGGUUGCUGGACAGAUAGUCCUUCGCUGGAAGAAGCCUGAUAUCCCCCGCCCCAUCAAGAUCAACCUGCUGUUCCCCAUCAUCUACUUGCUGUUCUGGGCCUUCCUGCUGGUCUUCAGCCUGUGGUCAGAGCCGGUGGUGUGUGGCAUUGGCCUGGCCAUCAUGCUGACAGGAGUGCCUGUCUAUUUCCUGGGUGUUUACUGGCAACACAAGCCCAAGUGUUUCAGUGACUUCAUUGAGCUGCUAACCCUGGUGAGCCAGAAGAUGUGUGUGGUCGUGUACCCCGAGGUGGAGCGGGGCUCAGGGACAGAGGAGGCUAAUGAGGACAUGGAGGAGCAGCAGCAGCCCAUGUACCAACCCACUCCCACCAAGGACAAGGACGUGGCGGGGCAGCCCCAGCCCUGAGGACCACCAUUCCCUGGCUACUCUCUCCUUCCUCCCCCUUUUAUCCUACCUCCCUGCCUUGGUCCCCCCAACACAUGCGAGUACACACACACCCCUCUCUCUCUGCUUUUGUCAGGCAGUGGUAGGACUUUGGUGUGGGUGGUGAGAAAUUGUAAACAAAAACUGACAUUCAUACCCAAAGAACCAGCCUCUCACCCCAGGGUCCAUGUCCCAGGCCCCACUCCAGUGCUGCCCACACUCCCAGCUGCUGGAGGAGAGGGGAGAUGCCAAGGUGCCCUGCAGGUCCUCCCUCCGGGCCACACCCUCAGCUGCCUCUUCAGGAACCGGAGCUCAUUACUGCCUUCCCUCCCAGGGAGGCCCCUUCAGAGAGGAGAGGCCACAGGGGCUGCGUUGUGGGGGAACAGGCUCAAGCAAUUCUGUCCCCAUCAAGGGGUCAGCUGGAGAGACCCAAGACCCUAUCUGUUCACCAGGGACCCAAAAUCCAAGGGGAUGCUUCCCUCUGCCCCUCUUUCCUGCCCCUCCCCGUCAUACCUGCACCCAUCCCAGCCAGGGCUCCCUGUCCAGAAUUCGGUUCUCCUCAGGACGCCAACUCCCAGAGCUAAGGACCAAGGAGAAGAACAGCCUCUCCACCCCCAAGCCAGGCGGUUGAGGAACAUAUUGAGAAAGGCUCAGAUUGCAGAAACCCAGCCCUGCCCCUGCCUCCUGCAUCCAGCCCCCAACAUGGUGCCAAAGCUUCCAGAAGCCAAAAAGCUUCUGAUUUUUAAGGUAGUGGCAUCUCUCUCCUAAUGACAAAGCCGCUCAGCAACUCCACCUGCCCGCCACAGGAAGGAGCAGUCCCCUGCUAUCCCUGCAGCCACUCCCAGCACACCCGCACACAGCCAGCACCACCGCCCCCACCAUGCACUUCUCCUCUCUGGGCCUUGGCUUGGGACCAGGCAUGAAGGAUCCCCAAGCCCUUCAGGCCUGAGAUCAGAGCCAGAUCAGCCUUAAGUCGCCUCCCAUCCAAGAACUUGGCCUAAAAAUACUCCCCUAUUUCUAACCCUCAGGACGGAUCUGAUAUUAAAUGCCUUCCCUGGGAGGAAGGGCGCUUUCCCCCUCCCUAGAAGUGCCCAUUCCAUACCCUGGGAGACUGAGGAGAGCAUUGGUUGAAGCCCAGUUCCUUUCCCAUCCGUCCCCAACUCCAAUAGCCCCCCACUCCUCACAGGUCUCAGUGUCAUGCUGUCUUGGGGCAGGGGGAAAGGGCAGUGGCAGCAGGGCGCCCGCUCUGGAGAUCCUCAAUAAAGGCCCUCCUCUGUGGCUGGCGGCCUCUGACCUUUCCCUGGGCUUCAAAGGAAGGCUGUGGAGUUUGCUGUGGGCCCUGCAACCUUCCCAGCCACUCCUGCUGCACUAAGGACUUAGGAUCCUUUUAUCACAAAUCGGGAUUCUCUCCCCCACCCCGAAUUCUGUCUGCUUAAACUGGAAUACACAGGAGCCCUUCCCAGCCUGGAUGGUGUCUCCCAGCUUCCCCGCCCAGCUUGCCCACCCCAUAGUUGGUGAGAUGCCAAGUUUGGUCUGAGUUGUGACCCCUUCAGAGUAGAUGCCCGGCAGGCUGGGGUUGGCCCCUGGAGGGUCAGGGGACCAUCUUCUUAUUCCCUCUUUUCUCAUUCCUCCAACUUCCCUCCUUCAAUUAUUUUUUUGUAAAGCUGAUGCCUUACUUUUUGGAUAAAUAUUUUUGAAGCUGGUAUUUCUAUUUCUUUUGGAUUUUUUUAAUGUAAGGUUGUUUUGGGGGGUGGAGUUAGAACCUUAAUGAUAAUUUCUUUCGUUUGGUGUAGGUUUUAGAGAUUUGUUUUGUGGAGAGGUUUUUUUCUUUUGAUGUAAUAAAAUUUAAAAUGGAAA
Messenger RNA from Gorilla gorilla gorilla (western lowland gorilla), 4445 nucleotides. It is a transcript of the gene SLC7A8, whose product is annotated as solute carrier family 7 member 8. The transcript is spliced from 11 exons. The record is from RefSeq and is a predicted model, not a curated record. Lineage: Eukaryota; Metazoa; Chordata; Mammalia; Primates; Hominidae. Bases 963 to 2570 code for a protein of 535 amino acids. Gene Ontology annotation, cellular component: membrane. Gene Ontology annotation, biological process: neutral amino acid transport; amino acid transmembrane transport. Gene Ontology annotation, molecular function: L-amino acid transmembrane transporter activity; neutral L-amino acid transmembrane transporter activity.